Larimichthys crocea (large yellow croaker) is the source of this 5163-nucleotide messenger RNA. RefSeq names its product mitochondrial calcium uniporter (gene mcu). Gene Ontology annotation, cellular component: uniplex complex. Gene Ontology annotation, biological process: calcium import into the mitochondrion; mitochondrial calcium ion homeostasis. The record is from RefSeq and is a predicted model, not a curated record. Lineage: Eukaryota; Metazoa; Chordata; Actinopteri; Sciaenidae. Bases 132 to 1262 code for a protein of 376 amino acids. Gene Ontology annotation, molecular function: calcium channel activity; uniporter activity. The transcript has 9 exons.
GGUGCAACACUGGGCAUGUGUGUGAAGCCGUAGUCCAGCCCCGCAAACCCGCCCACCACCCUCCCUCUUCCCUUCGGUGCGUCUCGGUCCGCCCGCAGCAGUCUCCUUCCCGGCGAGGUUUCACUACAGAGAUGGCUGCGAAAGUGUGCAGAUCAGUACUCCUGUUGUCCCGGAGCAGCGGAGCGGUGGCCGGCAGCCUCCCCGCACUUGUUGUCUCUUCACAGCGACAUCAUCAGCACAUAAGACCGGAGGUACUGUCUGCUCCUUUCACCCGUCAGACUGUCAGGAGAGCACAUGGCCUACGGUCAGCAGCCCACUCCACACUCUUCACCCAGCCUCCCAGUGCCCUGUCUCCACAGGUUUGGAGGGGCGCCCCCUCAUGGCAUGGCCAGAGACUGUUGUGUUCCUCCGCUGCACCAGAGGAGGUGACGGUGGUGUAUCAGAAUGGACUGCCGGUGAUCUCAGUCAGUUUGCCAUCCAGGCGAGAGCGCUGUCAGUUCACCCUCAAGCCUCUCAGUGACUGUGUGGGAGUUUUCCUGCAACAGCUCCAGGCAGAGGACAGAGGCAUUGACCGGGUAGCCAUCUACUCCACGGAUGGAGCGAGGGUCGCCUCCUCCACAGGCAUAGACAUCCUGCUGCUGGAUGAUUUCAAGCUCGUAAUUAACGACACCACACACCUCGUGCGGCCACCAAGGAGAGAGCUGCUGCCACAUGAGGAGGCAGAGAGGCUGAAUGACGUCAAGUUUCUGGUGCAGCAGCUGUACACCACCCUGCGCAUCGAGGAGCACCAACUAGGCAAAGAACGCGAGCUGAUUGGACGACUCGAGGACCUCAACUCUCAACUCCGCCCCAUGGAGAAGGUGAAGGAGGAGUUGAGUAAGAAGGCGGAGCGGCGUACCACCUGGGUGCUGUGGGGCGGCAUGGCGUACAUGGCCACCCAGUUUGGCAUCCUGGCCAGGCUCACCUGGUGGGAGUACUCCUGGGAUAUCAUGGAGCCUGUCACCUACUUUAUCACUUAUGGCACAGCCAUGGCCAUGUAUGCUUAUUUUGUGCUGACACGCCAGGAGUACGUUUACCCCGACGCUAGAGACAGACAGUAUCUGCUGUUCUUCCACAAGGGGGUGAAAAGGACACGCUUCGACAUUGAGAAGUACAACAAGCUGAAGGAUGAUAUUGCUGAGGUGGAGUUGGAUCUGAAGCGUCUUCGGGACCCGCUCCAGCUCCAGCUCCCAGUCCAGCAGCUCACCGCCAGUAAAAAUUGAUGGGAAGAGUAACUCCCUCCUCUCUCAGCUCCUACAACCCAUCUCCCCUCUUCCCUCCUGCUGUCCAACACCUUUCUCCCUCCCUUUUUACCCCCAACUAUUUCCUCAGACUCCUCCUUCCCCCAUCCCUCCCACACCUAAUAAUCCCAUCCCUUUCUUGGCUGUGGGAGUUAGUUUUUUCUCUUUUUUUUGUUUUUCUUUUUUUGUUUUUUUUUUCUUUUUCUUUUUACUUUCCUGACUGAAAACUCCAGUCGGAAUUGUAAGUGAAAACCAAUAAAAAGACAAAGAAGGAUGGUGAAAAUACCGGGAACUGAAAAACUCUCACAGCCGAUGGAUGGUGAGGAUGAUAAAAAGGACAAUGACAAUGAUGAUGAUGAUGAUGAUGGGAUGAAACUGGGCACUAUGGAUAUGCCUCAUGUCUCCGGAGGGACAGCCUGCAGGGAACUCCGGGGGGGGGACUUGUAGACACUCCAGUACAAAGGACAUGCAGAGGGGCAGUCAUUCUUCAGUCUGUGUGUGUGUGUGUGUGUCUGUGUGUGUGUGGGGGACUACCAGGGUGCACUGCGACACCGACCCUGGCCACUCUGUGCUGUAUGACACAGCAGUAUAGUCCUGCUUCCUAAAGCAGUCAAACUGUCAACACACACACCCACUCUUGGUUGGGGCAGGCUCCAGGGAGAGUCUUUAUCCCACACGUUAAAGUUUACAAGGAAGUCUUGACUGCAGUCGCACCAUCAGGGGGGACAUUUGUCUUCCUGUGGCUGAACUCUGCUGCCUCCCCCCUCCCUGGGCCACGCCUUCUCCAGGUGACGGACAGCUGUCCCUCCCAGUGUGACCUUUGUCAGGAGCCUGUCUCGACUAACAGGAUAUAGGCAUGACGACGCCUCUGUUUCCUCUUCCUGUUGAUGUCCUGUAGCGGCCCGGUCUGUCAGCGCAAAUAUGAGAGUACUACCGACAACAACAUCACUGUGUGUUCUUUUAUUCCAAAAAAAAUAUUUUGGCACUUUUUAUUUUGAAAGCCAUAGUAUAUUUGUUAUGAAAAGAAUAUAAAUAUAUAUAUGUAUACAAUCAAAUAAACAGAUGACCAGAGGCUAGUUUUUUUCAGUGGGGGGAGGAACUCUCUUACAAACAUCAUUUCACCAGAAACUCAUUUACAUCCUCUGAAGAUCUCCUGAAUGACGGACCCCCCCGCUAUCAGUCCAUUGCACACUAUGUCACAUGCGCACACACAAAGAGCAUUAUAUUAUAUGCAUUUACUACCUUGGAUGUAAGGCUCCUGUGCAUGGCCACCAAAGGGGGGGAGGGAGUGGGCUGAACAAUGUUAAAGCCGAAUCAGGGUGAAAAUGGCUUCGAAUGGGAUUGAUUGUUUUUGACCAAUGCAGAAUAUCAAUGUGGUUAAUGCCAUGCUUGACCUCUAUAAUCUUGUCAAUGAAUACAGAGAUUGCUGCGGCAUUGCUUAGUAUAAUGAAGGGGUUCAAAUGUUUAGUGAUCAUUGCCUCAGACAAGGCAUGCAACAUUUUUCUGAUGAAUCUGAAAAUUAUAGAAGCCCUGAGAGUGAAGUGAGGAAAAAGAAUUCUUGUGAUCCAUUUCAAAAGUCUGAUCGUCUGUGCUCCUGUGUAUGGCAGAAAUGGAAUACAACAUGCAUAACUCCUGUUUUUGUUACCUCAGUAUAAGGCCUUCAAAUCCACAGAGUCCGCUGUGUUUCUACAGUAGCCCAGACUAGACAAACCAAACACUGGCUCUAGAUAGGGCCUUUCACUUUUUUUUUUUGAUUGCAAAAAGAGGAUCAUUUUCAGAAUAAUUUCUGUGGUUGAUGUAAUAUUAAUUUCGACCACGAGAGGCCGAAGUGCAUGGAGAAAUUAAAACUCACCUAGAGGACAACGUGAAUGCUUUUAGUCCUAUUUUAAAACAUGGGGUUGUAAUGGUGUGAAAUCUAUUUUGGUUUUUACCCAAAAACUCUUUUCCCCACCAGUUUCACAGAUAGAAAAAAAAAUCACUGCAUGAUUUCACACAUUUUUUUGACCUGUAUUCAACAUAAACACAGGAGAGGAGACAAAUUCGAUCAGACUUGUAAAAUGGAUCACCAGAAGGGGUUUUCCCCCCCACUUGCCUCCUUGGGGGCUUCUGUAAAGGUAUUGUUCUCAGAGGUGUAAAAUGACCAUUUCCAGAUUUUCAAUGACCUGGCCUUAGCAGCAUGUGAGGUACAUUUUAACAUCUGGCUAUAUUUCUCCUUCAUGAAGCUUUCAGAGAAAAUAACAAAAGUCUACAUCAAUUUGCAAGAGGCUUUUUUCAUCCUGAAAUAAAACCAGAGUUUUCUCCUCCCACUGUUGCUGUAAUGCCCCCCUGCUCCCGCGAUGGCAAGGCAGGGUAGACUGCAUGCUGUGGUAUGCCCUCAGUAGAAAUUUGUGAAUGUGUAGGAGCAUUAUUGCAAUUUUGUACUUAAUUGGAUACUUUUCUUUGCCACAUCUAGCUGAAGUCUCCCCCCCUCCAAAGGUUAUAGAAGCCAUAUGUUUAUUUUGUGCAUUUUUUUUUUUUUUUUUUUUUUGGGAUGGUCGCUGAAUAAACCUUUGUCAGCUUCACUUAGUUUUGUGUUCAGGGUGAGGAUUGGUGGCCCACUCUCCGGUCCCAUUUAUGUCUUCAACAAAAGAAAAAGAAAAAAAACUCUCAGAGCCAGUUAUUUCCACUCUGAGCUGCUGUAGAUCACCUCUGCAGAGGGGAAGCACAAUGACCUAACGUCCCUGCACAUAGACUCGAGUUCAAGAUCAUCUCCUGCUUGUGUGUGUCGUGUGCACAGUUGGCCGAAUCCUACUGAAGAGAUCCUUGUGUUUGACUGCAGAUUUUCUAUUAAAAUGCAUGAUUCUAGGUCAAAUCAAAAGUUAGCCAUGCAGAUCUCAAGGCAGGAUUUGGUCUAAUCUGUUACUGUGUGUGUGUGCGUUUUUAUCUCCAAGGGAAAUGGUGCCUUUUGGAUGAUUGAUGAUGUUAACGGUAUAGACAAUGUAGCAACAACAAUGAUAAGAUCGCUGCAUAUGGGACGCCACUGUCAUAUAAAAGAGGGUUCAGUUUGAAUGUUUGGAAGUGGAAAUCAAUCUUGCUGUGUGUCUGUGAGCACUUGUUUGUUGAAUCCACAUGCUGACGAGUACGAUUGUGCUGGGGGCAAAGUUCAGAUCACCAUAUUCAUUAAUCUUUAGCCCUUAAUCACCGUUUUGUCAAUAGUGGUAAAAAAGAAAUUGAUUUCCGCCUACAUCCCCACUUCAUAGCAGUCAUUAGCUUUAAACCCUUUUUUCCUGAAAAUGCCAAUUUACACACAUCAUGACACACACAAAGCGACGGAGGUGUUUCCUUGGAGAUGAAGGAGAUGUGGGAGGUGAGAGAGUUGAGGCCUCUGUCUGCAGUCCAGUCCUCCCCUCUGCUGUUUCUACACUUCUCUCCAUCAUCAGCUCCUCCUCCUUUUUGUCAUGCCAUCCACCGUUUAUUGCCUUUGUUCCGUUUUUCUCGUUUUAUUUUUUAAAAACAAAAUAUAUCAAAUAUAGGGAAACUUUAUUAUAAAGAGGGUGUUGCAUGAAUGUAUGUUUACAUGAGAAAUUAUGUGAAAAUAAAAAAGACGAUUUAUCAACAAAAAAAAAAAAAAAGCAAAGAUAAUUUAAGAACGUUGUUUGUAGAGAUUCCUAGUUAUAAAGGGGCAGUGGACAGGGCUGCAUCUUUUAAACCCGCCCUGCCAAAUCUGACUUAAAUCCCAGCCAACCAACUGCUCAAACCCCAUCAAACCCCACUCACAUCUUCACCUUGUUUACUCCCCUGCGUGCAUCUAUACUCCCCAACAAAUGGAAAAACACCCUCCAUUCUCUGUGCACCUAUAAAGGAGGAGACCUCUUGACCUCACUUUCUAUUGUCCUGGAUUUGA